Messenger RNA from Fomitiporia mediterranea MF3/22, 1128 nucleotides. RefSeq names its product actin 1. The transcript has 7 exons. NCBI's taxonomy places the organism in Eukaryota, Fungi, Basidiomycota, Agaricomycetes, Hymenochaetales, Hymenochaetaceae. The record is from RefSeq and is a predicted model, not a curated record. The coding region runs from base 1 to 1128 and encodes 375 amino acids.
AUGGAGGAAGAAGUCGCAGCGCUCGUCAUCGACAAUGGUUCCGGCAUGUGCAAAGCUGGCUUUGCUGGUGAUGAUGCACCUCGUGCCGUGUUCCCGUCGAUUGUCGGUCGUCCCCGUCACCAGGGUGUGAUGGUGGGUAUGGGUCAGAAGGACUCCUAUGUUGGUGAUGAAGCACAGUCGAAACGUGGUAUCUUGACCCUCAAAUACCCGAUUGAACAUGGUAUUGUGACAAACUGGGAUGACAUGGAGAAGAUCUGGCAUCACACCUUCUACAAUGAGCUUCGUGUUGCUCCGGAAGAACACCCCGUCUUGCUCACUGAGGCACCGCUUAACCCUAAAGCAAACAGGGAAAAGAUGACGCAAAUUAUGUUCGAGACCUUCAAUGCUCCCGCCUUCUACGUCGCUAUCCAGGCUGUCCUCUCACUAUAUGCGUCCGGUCGUACUACUGGUAUCGUUUUGGACUCUGGUGACGGUGUUACCCACACCGUCCCUAUCUAUGAGGGUUUCUCGCUCCCACAUGCUAUUUUGCGUCUCGACCUUGCCGGCCGUGACUUGACGGACUUCCUCAUCAAGAUUUUGAUGGAACGUGGUUACCCCUUCACGACUACUGCUGAGCGUGAAAUCGUCCGUGAUAUCAAGGAGAAGCUCUGCUACGUCGCUCUGGACUUUGAGCAGGAGAUGCAAACUGCUGCUCAAAGUUCAGCGCUCGAGAAGAGCUACGAACUUCCGGAUGGUCAGGUCAUCACUAUCGGCAAUGAACGCUUCCGUGCCCCUGAGGCUCUCUUCCAGCCAUCAUUCCUCGGUCUUGAAGCUGCAGGUAUCCAUGAGACGACCUAUAACUCUAUCUACAAGUGCGACCUCGAUAUUCGACGCGAUUUGUAUGGCAAUGUUGUCCUGUCGGGUGGUACAACUAUGUACCCGGGUAUUGCUGACCGUAUGCAGAAGGAGCUCACCUCACUGUCGCCGUCAUCGAUGAAGGUGAAGAUUGUCGCACCUCCCGAGCGUAAAUACUCUGUCUGGAUUGGUGGAUCGAUUCUCGCGUCUCUGUCAACUUUCCAGAACUUGUGGUGCUCGAAGCAGGAGUACGACGAGUCCGGUCCGGGUAUUGUGCACCGCAAGUGCUUCUAA